AUGUUUGCUUCCCUCGGAAAACCGAGGAAUGAGAUUCCGUACGAAAAUCGUAAGAAUUUGCCAAUAAAUUUGAAAGGAUAUUAUGUUCAUAGACUUCUUGUAAAUGCCGUAGCAAUGUGGGCUUCACCUCGUUAUGCUUGUUAUAUUUUCAUGAUGUUAGAUGAAAUUCAUAGACAAGAACGUGAAGAGAUGGAAAAGAAACUUCAAGCAAAAGAUGAAGUCAUUGAAUCCAAAGACAAAAGCAUUCAGAAAAGAAUACCACGUUCGGUACCAAAAGGAAAGGAAAAGAACUAUAAGUAUAUGAUUUAUACUGAAGAGAUGGAAAAUGAAGAAGAUAAAGAUAUGGUUAUGUUGCAUUUAGUCAGAAGAAACAACAAAAGCUUUUACGACCUUGCUAAGAUUUACAAAUCUGACAGAAAUUGGUUCUAUCGCGAAAACUUACCGAUUUCAAUGACACCGAAUGAAGAUGUGAAACAAAUAGUUCAAGAUACGUUACCUCAAACACACUAUGAUAUUAAAGGUUGUACAAUUCUUACCUUCAAAGAAGAUUUGCCAUUGUUAAAGGAAAAAAUAACAGAGUAUUUUGACAACUUCAAACAAGUAGGGUAG
Trichomonas vaginalis G3 is the source of this 609-nucleotide messenger RNA. RefSeq names its product KilA, N-terminal/APSES-type HTH, DNA-binding family. The record is from RefSeq and is a predicted model, not a curated record. The coding region runs from base 1 to 609 and encodes 202 amino acids. The transcript has a single exon. Lineage: Eukaryota; Parabasalia; Trichomonadida; Trichomonadidae.